Molecule: messenger RNA, 4491 nt
Organism: Stylophora pistillata
Lineage: Eukaryota; Metazoa; Cnidaria; Anthozoa; Scleractinia; Pocilloporidae
Product: rabenosyn-5
Molecular function (GO): metal ion binding
Source: RefSeq, a predicted model, not a curated record
UUCGCUCGACCGAAUAAAAAUCGUGGCGUCCUACUUAUAAGAUAUUCUACGGCAAUGUUUUUGUUUUAGUUGAUCUUACGACUUCAGCUUCGAAGGACAGCUCUAGGACAAAGAGUCAGCAACGCUAACCGGCGAGUUUUGCUGCAUGUUUUGGAUGCAAAACAGAAAUUUAUAAGGCUAACGAUCCAGAAACGAGUUCAACUAUGUUUUCAAAGAUCAUCACCGUUUUGUUUGCUGUUAACGUUAUCUCUGCUGCGAACGGAUUCAUUAAUUCCAAGUUACGGGUGCUUGAACCAAUUUUAAAGUGUUAUGAGGGAACCGCCCCUGAAUUUGCCGGCGAGAAGGCAAUGGCAGCACGCCUCAAUCUGGAUUCAGACGCCAACGACCUUAAAUUGUCGUGCCUAGCAAUUGGGGAAUAUGAUACUUGCUUGGCAGACGUUCUCGAGAAAACUCCAUCUCCAGUCCCAAACGUUUUUCUGUUCUAUGGUGCUGAGGCUUAUCAAACCUCUUAUCUUCUCAAGAAAGCAAACCUUUGUCCAGGGAUAAAGUACGAUGACCUUGAGAGAAUUGUGUUGAACUCAGGUAUAAUGGAGAAAGAAGGGCUCUCAAACAUUGAGAAUGAUCGCUAUCACAAAUGCGCUGGAGAUGCCAUGAAGAAGUGCUUGGUUGAAAGCAUGCAAGUGUCUGAGCAUGAGCAGGGAGACCCUGACGCAGGGGAUGAUGCAGAUGAUGAGUAUAUUCGUUGCAUAGAAGAACAGUCAAAGACCUGCAAUCACCCCAUUAUGCGCCACUUAUUUGAAGAGAUAAAAGCGUACAAGAAAAAUGUCAAGCAGUUGGAAAUGCUUGAAUCAGAAGAGCAACAGGGAUAGAAAUUUCGAGCCUUUGAAUUUCCACUUUCGUGACCAUGUUACUGCAAUCAUCGUAGAAGAAAAUAGAGCAAGUUUACAUCACGUUCAAUUUUUGUCGCAUUGAUAAUUAAAAAGACUUAGAAAUAACUGAAUUUAUGCACUCUUAAGACGAAACCUCAACAUCCUUGCGCUAACAACGCCCAGGGAAUCAGUCUUUUGAAGACGGCGGGCUCGAACUCCUCCUCCGGGGAUCGGGUGGGGGCAAAAUAUUUACUAAAUACCCCACCGUAAAGUCUCCUGAUGCAAACGUUUAGCUUCAUACUGUAGCCAUUCGUGCUUUUCGGUGAGCGAUGCCAGUUAGUUAUACCUUUAAAACUAUUCAAAUUUAUCAUUCAACACAUUGUGACAAUACAAUGUCAAAAUAUGGUCGUGGCUCUCUCAAUAUUCUUCGUGCGUACCCAACGGAUAUCCCGCGAUAUACGCCAUUUCGUGUGUCGUGGAGAAAAAUGGCGGAUUUUUAAGCUUUUCUGCAAAUUGACAAACUGAAUAAAUUGUACUUUGCGAUCAAUGCGUUGGGUAAUGAAACAGUUAUCCUGCUCAAUCCUGCGGAUACCUUCUGAAGUACGUCUGUCGACUUUAGUCAGUCUUAUUGAGGCUCUUGGCAGUCUCCCCGAUGAAAGAGUUGUGGCGGUCGGAGCACUCGAUCUUGUUGUUCGGUUUGUCCCUGUUGAUCGAAAACUGGCGUAGCGGAGCGAUCGAUAUAUUUGAAAAACAUAUUGACCAACCUGAACAACCUAACAAUACCAACUGAAAAAAAAAAAAAAAAACCAAUCACUACCAACUCAUGCCACUUGAAUCCUACAGCAAAACUGACCAAUCACCUCACGACAACCGUACUUUCUGCACUUGACUGACAACACCUUUUCACUUGACUCAUAUGAUGACUUCCGCUAAGAUUGUAGAAAGGUCAGUUACUUAUACCGGCAACGUCCAACCAUUGCUUUUCCCUUUCAGAUCACUAGAGAAACACUGUAAUCACUAGAUACUCGCAAGAUUCAGAGGGAAAAAUGCUAAAGCGAGGCGAGGUUGGGUUUCUUCCCAACUAGUUUAAGAAUGAGAUACAAUGAAUAUAUGAAGAUCAUAUAUUUUGAACUGCGGUAUUAGAUACGUAUGAAUGCGACCAUUUAUUCCCACUGAAAUCCUUACAUGUCGCCCAUUAUGCGACAUAACAUUAAUCCCUGAUAUUAUCAGCUUCAUUCAAGCAGAAAUUUCGCUGCCUGAGAAGGACAUUCCCCGGUUUAUUUUUAAUGUGGAAAAACGACAUAGCACGGAUCGCAAAGUGAUAUGUUGAUUUUAUUCUCAAUUUGGUAAGGAAAAAAGGUGCAUUUUAUCGAAACCCAAAAUCGCAAGAAAAAUACGUCGAGAACCCGAAUUAAAAGUAGACAGCUUGUCUUGAUAACGUUCUCAAAUAAUCGCGUGUAUGCAACUUAAUCGUUUUUGUUCUCAACGUAAGGACGGGGAUAGUAAACCGUCGGUCCCGUCUACCCCUUAUCAUUGAAACGGAUAAAAAAAGACAUCUUAAAAACGUUUUUAUUCAAGAAACUCUACGGAAUUUACUGCAAUGCGUAGAGUAAGAAGCUCCCUGUGUCGUUGGAGAGAUUCGUCUCAUGAAAUUAAAAAUAGCUUGUAACUGAAUUAAUCGAUUAAGUUGUCCAAGCGGGCAUCCAGUCCAAUGCAAUGGUUGAAAACAAAACAAAAAAGAAAAAUUAAAGACACUUAGCAGCGAAUAAGUGCAAAAGCUAAUUAGUUCUAAUUAGUUCUAAAUAGUUCUCGAUCUGCGGUAAAAAAUACCUGAUGACACCUCGCCUCUUAAUUUUUCCCUUCGCAGCGUAUCACUCAAUUACCCCAAACCGAGCAGCUUUUCACCUCCUUGGGUAGGCGUGGCAACACCCCUUACCCAGAACUCAACGCGGUAUGAGAAUUCGCUGCACCAAUAUGGCGGCAGAUGUUAUGGUUUUAUGAACUAAUUAAAAGGCGGACAACUGAAAAACUGGAUUGUUGAUAAACACGUGAAGAAUGGAGAACGAUGAUAUAAAGGAGGGUUUUAUUUGCCCCAUGUGUAUGAAGGAUUUGGGAAAUGCUUCUGUUUUGCAAAGACAUUUCGAGGAGAGUCAUUCCGACGACAAGGACGCUCUUCGCCGAAUGCGGGAGGCGUUUGGGAAAGCGAAGAGAAAGAUUAUAAACAAAUUAGAGAGUUCUGAACCUGAUGGAGCAACUUUGGAUUCUGUAAAUGGUGCUGUGGAAAAUCCUGUUAGCAGAGGAGUCGAUCCGUUUCUCUGGGACCAGCAAGAUUUCGGGCUUUCUCUUUUAAGGUCAGGAGUGACUGUGAAGGAUUCACCCGCAUUACCUACAAGACCAGGGAGAAAAUCUUUAGAGAGGAGGCUGGUGCCAUGGAUUGCUGACAGUGAAGUGAAGUCUUGCCCUCUUUGCAAGAAGCAGUUUAAUCUGGCUCGACGCCGGCAUCACUGUCGACUGUGUGGGGGAAUAAUGUGUGCAAAGUGCUCAGUGUUUGUGUCUGUCUCUUUUUCAGUUUCUGUGUUAAAACUGGACCAAACAGGCUCAAGCCUUCCAAGGAGGUUAAAGGGGCGCUCCAAAGAUGAUUCUGAUGAAGCUGGGAUUCGUGCUUGUCAAGCCUGUAUGGAUUGUUUAGAGAGAUAUGAUCGACAAGAAAAAGAAAAGAAAACAAAGCCGCCGGCUGUUCAAUUGUAUGAGAAAAUGAAGAGCUCUAUGACAGAGGCAGAAUUGCUUCAACCCACUUAUACCAAAAUGGCUGAUUCAAUUAAUAAAAAGAUAGCAGCUUUGGGAACUCAGGCUGAGAAACCACUAAGUCCCCAGGCAAUGAAACUCCAAAGAGGCAUAAGAGCUUUUGCUACAGGAUACCUACAAGAGAACAUGUUCACACUUCCAAAUCUGCCACCCGUGGACAAAAUUAGUAAACUUCAAGAAGAGAGGGCAAAAGCUUUGGCCAGAAAAGCAGCAGAAGAGAAGGCACAAAGAGAACGAGCCAUGCAAGAAAGGUUACGCGCAGCAAAAGUGCGGCAACAAGGACAUGGAGACCUUAAUAGAAAUGAGCCUUCAGGCAAGCUUAAGACUGCCCAGCAGACCCCAGAGUCUGUUGUAGGAAAUGGGUGGGGCCCAGUCCCCAUCACUCAAGGCUCCUCCCCAGACCCCAUGCUGCAGCAGAUGGAUAUUAUCAAAAGUUACAUAGUGCAAGCUAGACAACAGAAGAAGUAUGAUGAAGUUGAAAUGCUCGAGAGAAACUUAAUGGAACUCGAGGAGGAGUACUUUCGGCAGCAUCAAGGAAGAUAGCAAAUUAUAAGCAUCCUUUGGAAUACAUGACAUUAGUAUUUUUUGAAGGGGAUGAUUAAUUUUUGUAUGUGGGCAGCAAUUAUUUUCAAAGAAUCUAAUAAUUAAAUUAGUUUCUUUCUGUUUUUAAGGAAAAGUAAUCUUGUAAAAUAAAUAUAAAUUUUUGAAGAUAACCAGAUCUUUGCAAUUGUUUGCAGUUGUGUACUAGUGAGUUCACAGGCGGCCCAAGCUCUCUUUGAGAACCACACAUGGAACACAAUUUGCAUAUCGAUUUAUA